AUGGGGCAGGAGAGGGUGAGGCUGUAUUCAUCACCAAAGAAAAAACUUACAACUGUGCAGAAAUCGGUUAGUCCAUUAGUUUGGUGCAGGCAAGUUUUGGAUUACCCAAGUCCUGAUGUUGAAUGUGCUAAAAAGUCUCUUAUCCACAAACUUGAUCAAACUAUGUCAGCUCUCAAGAGGCAGAAUUUGUAUAAUAAUCCUUUCAACUCUAUGAGUUACACAAGUCCUUACAGUCCAAAUGCCAGUAGCCCGUACAGCAGUGGCUUCAAUUCUCCGUCCUCAACCCCAGUGCGACCUCCUAUAGUCAAACAGCUUAUACUUCCUGGAAAUUCAGGUAACUUCAGAAGUUCAUCAGACAGAAACCCUCCACUCAGUCCUCAGUCCUCUAUAGACAGUGAGUUAAGUGCUUCAGAAUUAGAUGAAGAUUCAAUUGGAUCCAAUUAUAAGCUAAAUGAUGUAACCGAUGUACAGAUUCUGGCCCGGAUGCAAGAAGAAAGUCUUCGGCAAGAAUAUGCAGCCACCACAUCUCGGCGCAGUUCUGGUUCAUCUUGCAAUUCUACAAGACGGGGUACAUUUAGUGACCAGGAACUUGAUGCACAAAGCUUAGAUGAUGAAGACGACACUAUGCAUCAUGCGGUAUACCCUGCUGUUAACAGGUUUUCACCAUCACCACGAAAUUCACCUCGACCAUCACCUAAGCAAUCACCUAGAAAUUCACCUCGUUCACGAUCUCCAGCUCGGGGAAUAGAAUAUAGUAGAGUGUCUCCACAGCCUAUGAUUAGCCGCUUACAGCAACCUCGCCUUUCACUUCAAGGUCAUCCCACAGAUUUACAGACGAGCAAUAUUAAAAACGAAGAGAAACUAAGGCGCAGUCUUCCAAACCUGUCUCGAACAUCUAAUACACAAGUUGACUCAGUGAAAAGCAGCAGAAGUGAUUCAAAUUUUCAAGUGCCAAAUGGAGGAAUACCUCGUAUACAAUCUCAGGCUUCAGCCACUUCGCAAAGGCUGAAAAAUUUGCCUCGUACUUCCCUCAAAGCCAAACAGUUGCUUCAAACUCCAUCUACAAAAAGAGUACCUUCUCCAGGCAAAUUCCGCACCCCAGCAGCACCAUCUCCUUUGGCUCUUCGGCAACCAAUGAAAGCAUUUAGUAACCAUGGCUCUGGUUCUCCUGGCAGCCAAGAAACAACACAGUUCACACAAACCACCUCCUCUCCUGGGCCUCCCAUGGUUCAGAACACAGUCCCAACAAAUCCUCCCAGCAAUAUCAACAGCACUACUCUAACCAGACCUGCAGGGACAACUGCAAUGAGAAGUGGCUUGCCCAGACCCAGUGCCCCUUCUGCUGGGGGCAUCCCAGUGCCUCGCAGCAAACUUGCACAGCCUGUUCGCAGAUCCUUGCCAGCUCCUAAAACCUAUGGCAGCAUGAAAGAUGACAGUUGGAAAGAUGGCUGUUACUGACCAGCAGAGACAAGAAUGCAGAGGUCCACAGCUUCAUGGAUACCCCCUUCUCCAAGCUAAAAACAACUUUUAUAUAUGCA
Fukomys damarensis (Damara mole-rat) is the source of this 1538-nucleotide messenger RNA. It is a transcript of the gene Slain2, whose product is annotated as SLAIN motif family member 2. The record is from RefSeq and is a predicted model, not a curated record. The transcript has 9 exons. Gene Ontology annotation, biological process: microtubule nucleation; positive regulation of microtubule polymerization; cytoplasmic microtubule organization. Gene Ontology annotation, cellular component: microtubule plus-end. Bases 1 to 1458 code for a protein of 485 amino acids. Lineage: Eukaryota; Metazoa; Chordata; Mammalia; Rodentia; Bathyergidae.